This is a messenger RNA of Diplodia corticola, 603 nucleotides long. RefSeq lists its product as uncharacterized. The transcript is spliced from 2 exons. Bases 1 to 603 code for a protein of 200 amino acids. NCBI's taxonomy places the organism in Eukaryota, Fungi, Ascomycota, Dothideomycetes, Botryosphaeriales, Botryosphaeriaceae. The record is from RefSeq and is a predicted model, not a curated record.
AUGUUGCAUCCCAUCACCUCCACCGGCGCAGCCGCUGCCCGCCGCACCCUCCUGACCACCAUGCCCUACCGCCUCCGCAGCACCUGCCCGCGCGGCACCCGCAUCGCCACCAUCCGCAAUGCAUCCAAGAAGACGGCAACAACCGCCCCCGCCAUGGCCAUGACGACGCCGACAAGCACCCGCCUCUUCCACCACUCGCGCACCCUCCUCGGCUCGACCAAAGAAGACCACAUGGACCGCGAGCGGCUGAACCCGUCGAGCACCGAGUACAGCAAGUCGGGCUCGGACGACGACGCGGCCAAGAUGGGCGACGCCGCGUUCAACCCGGACAAGACGUCGCCGGAGGCGGCGUUGGGAUCGGCGGAGCAGGAGAGCGGCGAGGUGAGGCAAGACCAGGAACAGUCGCAGCCGCAGUCAUCUUCUUCCUCUCAGGGAGCCAACCCAUUGGACGUCAGCCCCGGCAACCCCGGCGUCAGCGAGAGCAAGGACCCGCAGCAGGGCGGCCCCGACCGCAGCCCUUCCGAGUCGGGAGAAGCGAGCUCGAGGGCCAGGACGAGCAGCAGGGUCAGCCCGAAGAAGCACGGCGACGGCAAGACUGGUUGA